AUGCGUAGUGGCGGCUGCGCGGUGCAGCAGGAGCUGGCGGGGGACGCGGUGGCCGUGAUGCGGCAAGCGGUGAGCCCGGCGCUGCGCUGGGGACACGCGCAGGUUACGCCGCUGGCGACGGGGUCCACUCCGCGCAGCCUGCCUCCGGUCGUGGGCGGGCUCCCACCCGCUCCAGUGCAAGGCGUUGGAGCUCUGCUUCAACGUCGCGCUCAACCGCCUCGCGAUGGCGGGGGCCUGGCCCCGCCGGCCAUGUUGCAGUUCCACGCUCACCACGCGGGGCACCGCUCGCCGGCGCUGUCCAACGCGCUCGCCGCCGCGUUCAAGCGCGCGCUGGCGAACCAGCGCCGGGGCGGUUCGGCCUCUGCCACGGAGGGCCAGCGGCACAUCGCUGCCAAGGUCGAGCUUGAGCAACUCGUUAUCUCCAUCGUCGACGAGCCCAGCGUCGGCCACGUCAUGCGCGAAGCCGGCUUCUCGAGCGCGAAGGUAAUGGCCAACGUUGAGAAGGCCAUCUUGUCGUCGGAGCAGUCGUCAAACAUGGCAAGUAGUAGCACCACUUCCCCGAAUACUAGGGCCCAUACAAAUAACGCCAAGGAGUCCAAAGCCAGCGCCGUGCGCGUGCUCGACUGCAUGGCCGUGGCGAGUGGGACGAACCGGUGCGUGGUGGUCCUCGGCGAGAGCGCCGCCGCCGCAAAGUGGGUGAUCAAGGCGAAUAGUCAAAGGCUAGAUCUAAGAUCCUACAGUUACAACAAGGGGGAACUGCGGCGCCAGCACGAGCACCUCAAGAAUGCCCAGUUCGUGCCUUUCUCGGCUGCAUCCUUCCAGCACAUGCCGAGGGAGGAGGUUGAGGCCUGGGCCGGCGAUCUAUCUUGUGGUCUGCUUCCUCAAGAGGCAGAGGUCACCAGACAACAAGCACGCGGCGGUGCAUGCGAGAUGUUCUACGAGGCGAUCCACGAGAACCCUCACUGUGUCGUGCUGGUCGAUGGCGUCAAGCACAACUCGGAACUAGAAGCCAGCAUCAUGAAUGCCAUGGCAAGCGGAACUGUGAGGGGUGGCGAUGGUGGUGUGGUCAGCUUGGAGGACUCCAUCGUAUUGUGCUGUGAGGUGUUGGAGUCGAGGUCGCCUAAGGUUUCCUCGCAUUGGCAUGCGAAAAAAAGGAUUAUGAGUGAGGUCGACAGCAAGGUGGAAGACGAUGGCGCAGAGAAAGGAGUAGUUGUGCCACGUUUGAGCUUGGAUUUGAAUGUCUACGCCAUUGACUGUCUGCGCCAUUGA
This is a messenger RNA of Miscanthus lutarioriparius, 1269 nucleotides long. NCBI's taxonomy places the organism in Eukaryota, Viridiplantae, Streptophyta, Magnoliopsida, Poales, Poaceae. The record is from the annotation of a GenBank genome assembly.